Manis javanica (Malayan pangolin) is the source of this 999-nucleotide messenger RNA. The record is from RefSeq and is a predicted model, not a curated record. NCBI's taxonomy places the organism in Eukaryota, Metazoa, Chordata, Mammalia, Pholidota, Manidae.
AUGACUAAGUAUUUCCCUCACACACUGAAUCAAAAUACUGGUGACAAGCAGUAUUGCAAGCCAUCUGGUCAAGGUGGCCAUGCAUAUCUUCAGGAAAGAUUGUGGUGGGCUAGACUACUAUCAGUGGGAGCUGGUGAAGUAGCCAAUUUUGCUGCAUAUGCCUUUGCACCAGCCACCCUAGUGACUCCGUUAAGAGCUCUCAGCGUCCUAGUAAGUGCCAUUCUUUCCUCAUACUUCCUCAAUGAAAGACUUAAUCUCCAUGGGAAGACUGGAUGUCUCCUGAGCAUUCUAGGAUCUACAGUUAUGGUUAUUCACGCUCUAAAAGAGGAGGUUGUGACUUUAAAUAUAAUAGUGCACAAGCUAGGGGACCGAGGUUUUGUGGUCUUUGCAACACUUGUGGUCAUUGUGUCCUUGAUACUAAUCUUUGUGGUGGGACCUCGCCAUGCAAACAUUCUUGUGUAUGUGACAUUCUGCUCUGUAAUUGCAGCAUUUUCAGUCUCCUGUGUUAAGGGCCUGGGCAUUGCUAUCAAAGAGCUGUUUGCUGGAAAGCCUGUGCUCCGACAUCCCUUGGCCUAGAUUCUGCUGCUGAGCCUUAUAGUCUGUGUGAGUACACAGAUUAAUUACCUGAACAGGGCCCUUGAUAUAUUCAACACUUCCAUCGUGACUCCAAUAUGUUACAUAUUCUUUACAACAUCAGUUUUAACUUGUUUAGCUAUUCUUUUUAAGGAGUGGCAAGAUAUGCCUGUUGAUGAUGUCAUCGGUACUUUGAGUGGCUUCUUUACAAUCAUUCUGGGAAUAUUUUUGUUGCAUGCCUUUAAAGACAUCAGCAUUAGUCUAGCAAAUCUGCCUGUGUCUUUUCAAAAAGAUGACAAAGCAAUGAGUGGCAAUCUCUCUAGCAUGUAUGAAGUUCUUAAUACUGAAGAAAGCUUAACCUGCGGAAUUGAACAACACACUGGUGAAAAUGUCUCCCUAAGAAAUGGAAAUCUGACAGCUUUUUAA